Molecule: messenger RNA, 773 nt
Organism: Fulmarus glacialis (Northern fulmar)
Lineage: Eukaryota; Metazoa; Chordata; Aves; Procellariiformes; Procellariidae
Gene: NKAIN4
Product: Na+/K+ transporting ATPase interacting 4
Exons: 4
Biological process (GO): regulation of sodium ion transport
Source: RefSeq, a predicted model, not a curated record
GACAGUGAACUCCUGACAUUCAACAUCUCCCGGCACCAGUCAUGGUGGAGUGAAAAUGGUCCUGGCUGUGUAAGGAAGGAGGCUUCAAUGUCUGGCAUCAAAGGGCUGGAUAGCCAUUCCUACAUCUCUGUAAUAGGCUGUGCCCUGGAGUAUCGGUACAUCGAGGUCAUGCACAGCUCCUUCCAGAUCUUGAUCGCGCUGGUGGGCUUUGUCUAUGCCUGUUACGUUGUUAGUGUUUUUACAGAAGAAGAAGACAGCUUUGAUUUCAUUGGUGGAUUUGAUCCAUUUCCUCUCUACCAUGUCAAUGAAAAACCCACCAACCUUUUGUUCAAGCAGACAUACCUGCCUGCGUAAAUAAAGAAGUAGCAGAGGAUGGAUAAGCCUUGCACUCCACCAUCAAAGGUGCUGCAGGAAAUAAUCCCCUGUGGCCUGCAUCUUUGGCAGAGGAAAUGCAGGAUGGUGAACUCCAUCCCAUUUUUUGUUCCUUGUCUUCUUUUCAAAUGCAAUGACUGUACAUUGAAGAAUGGCCAUGUGGUUGGUUUUUAAUUCUCCAAGUGCCCUGACGAACCUUUCCUAUCAUAGUCUGGUGGUACUAGCCAAUAAAUGGCACAGGCCUGAAGACCUUGGGCACAACAAGUUCACCAAGAGCCUCUCUCAAGAGAUACAGUUGAUGUCAGAGCUGCUUCCUUGCGCCAUGGAUCCAUAAAGAAGGAAGCACUGCAUAACACCCUGGGACAUUUCAUAUGUUUUGUAGUUAGCUUCUCGCCGUUCUC